CCUUUCCAACUCUCGCCCCUGGUUUCCCGAGCUGCCAACGUCUUUUACGCCAUUGGUUAACCCUAACUCUCAGAUUUUGCUAUAAUUGGAUCGUGGAUAAAGCUCCUGUUCUUGUCCCCAUUUCUCCUUUGGUUCUUUCCUCCUGGUAAGAAUCCGCUCUCCUUUUAUGUUGCGCAUCGAUUCGUUCUUCUCUUUUUUUUCUCGGUCGCCCUGAGAAAUUUGAUCGCCGUUGAUGAGACUCCCUGUAGCUAUCCACCCCUGAUUCCUGGAUUUGGUCUGUUCUUUCUAGGCUUUGUUGUUUCUGGGAAGGAGAAGACAUGGAUUUGGAAUUUUAAGAUUGUUGCUCUGUAGAUUGCGGAAUUUCUGUACAAAGCUCCUUUUUUUUUCUCGUUAAAGUUCGUUGCGUCUCGGAUUUUUCUCGAAUCCUAGGCGAAAGAUGUCAUCAGCUGGUGUUACGCUAAGCCCGGUUCGUAGAGAGCCGCCUUUGCCCCUUGUUCAUGCGAAUCCUUGCGCGGAUCCCUACCCGGACGAGUCCAUUUUGGUUUAUCUUUCGCUCCCUGGAACCGUGAUCCCAAUGCGGGUGCUUGAGUCUGAUUCAAUCCAAUCGGUUAAGCUCAGGAUUCAGUCGUAUCGUGGGUUUGUAGUAAGGAAUCAGAAGCUUGUUUUCGGAGGCCGUGAAUUGGCGAGGAGCAAUUCCAAUAUUCGGGAAUACGGUGUGAGUGAUGGAAACAUUCUGCAUCUGGUUCUCAAGGUUUCUGAUCUUCAGGUCAUCGAUGUUAGGACCACGAGUGGGAAACACUACACGUUUCAUGUGGAAAGGGGGAGAAACAUUGGGCAUGUGAAAAAGCAGAUUGCAAGAAAAGGCAAAGACUUUGAUAAUCCUGAUGAACAGGAAAUUCUCUACGAAGGUGAGAAACUGGAGGACCAGAGGCUUGUGGAUAACAUCUGUAGAAACAAUGACUCGGUUUUGCAUCUGGUGGUGCGGAAACCCGCAAAAGUUCAUCCUAGGCCUGUGGAAAAGAACUUCGAAUUGUCUAUUGUUGCCCCUCAAGUGGAUGAUGGAAAAUUUUGCGAUAUUCCUAAAAAGACCAAUGGGAUAGAACGUGAUGUCAGUGAAGAAACCGGUGUGAGAGGUGGGGAAGCUGAUGGCAUUGUUCUGCCAAGGAAGCCUUCGGAUCGUCGCUUCUCAUUGGAGCCAGUCAUUGUUAAUCCUAAGGCCAAGUUACCUUCGGUGAUCUCAGAAAUGGUAAUGUCUGCUUCUGAUGGACUGGAAAGUGGUAACUCGCCAGUCAGAUCGAGAGAGGGCACAGGAGGAGCUUAUUUCAUGCAGGAUUCAUCUGGCCGGAAGUUUGUUGCUGUAUUUAAGCCAAUCGAUGAGGAACCAAUGGCUGUCAAUAAUCCUCAUGGGUUACCGGCUUCACCCAAUGGCGAAGGUUUGAAGAAAGGGACAAAGGUUGGAGAAGGGGCACUGAGGGAAGUUGCUGCUUACAUUUUGGAUCAUCCCAAAGGUGGACACAGGUCUUUGUACGGGGAAGAGAGGGGCUUUGCUGGUGUACCUCCCACAACAAUGAUCAAAUGUCUUCAUCAUGGAUUCAACCAUCCUAAAGGAAUAAGACCCAAGAUGGGAUCUUUACAGAUGUUUAUGGAGAACAGUGGCAGUUGCGAAGAUAUGGGUCCAGCUGCAUUUCCGGUUGAGGAAGUGCAUAAGAUCUCUGUGCUGGAUAUUAGACUGGCAAACACGGAUAGGCAUGGUGGGAACAUAUUAAUGAGUAAGGAGGAAGAUGGAAGGACUGUUCUGGUUCCAAUCGAUCACGGUUACUGCCUGCCUGAAAGUUUUGAAGAUUGCACAUUUGAAUGGCUUUAUUGGCCUCAAGCCAGAAAACCCUUUUCUCCUGAGACUAUGGACUACAUAAGAUCAUUGAACGCAGAGGAAGAUAUUGCUCUUCUGAAGUUCCAUGGAUGGAACAUACCGUUUGAGUGUGCCAGAACACUUCGAAUCUCCACCAUGCUUCUGAAGAAAGGAGUUGAAAGAGGACUAUCUGCUUUCGACAUUGGGAACAUAAUGUGCAGAGAAACAUUGACCAAGGAGUCUCUUCUGGAGGAGAUGAUAUCAGAAGCUCAGGAUUCUCUGCUCCCAGGCACAAGCGAAGCUGCAUUCCUCGACACCUUAUCUGAUCUGAUGGAUCAUCAUUUCGAUAAGAUCGUUCAGUGUCGGGCAAUGUAGGGUUGGUGUGAAUCCAUUAUCCAUACCCGUACAUAUGAAAAGGACAGGAAGAUGGUGAAAGUGUUGGUGGGUUUGUCUAUAAACUUUGUCUGAAAUGGUGUUUUACCCUCAUUCUAUCAUUUUCUGGACAUGUUCUGUGAAAGAUGCUGCGAAGUCAUUUGUCAUUUCUAUGAUACAUUCUUUUUCAGGCAGUGACA
Molecule: messenger RNA, 2421 nt
Organism: Tarenaya hassleriana
Lineage: Eukaryota; Viridiplantae; Streptophyta; Magnoliopsida; Brassicales; Cleomaceae
Product: phosphatidylinositol 4-kinase gamma 4
Exons: 2
Coding region: 437-2224 (595 amino acids)
Molecular function (GO): protein binding
Source: RefSeq, a predicted model, not a curated record